AUGUCUGUUGCACCCACAACGAACAUCCCAGCGUCAAAAUCGCAUGUGCGAAUCUACACUAUCUACACCAUGAAAAUGAGCUCCUGGGCACGCUUCAAUGGCCUGCGACAGCUUCGCUCUGAGAGUCCUCGAAUCUCCCCAGCUGUUGAAAACAGGGGCGGGGCAUGGAUUGCUGUACUCCCGCUCACAAAGACGCAGCUUUCCAUGGUCAUGCAUCCAGGGAGCGCGCCAGUGAUCCAAGAGCACGUGCAAAAGACACCCACGAGUCUAGAGCAACGCCCAGGAUGGUCCCGAACUCUUACUCGGAAGGUCGAGCAGAUGCAGGCUUACAGCCAGCAGAUCAAAGAGUCUGCAAGAUGGGUCGCCCAGACUGCCGAUGUGUCAGAGGAGCGGGCCUGCUGGGCCAUUGGCGCCGUGAUUUCCCGGUCUUUCGCUGCCGACGAGGUGCGAGCCAUGGUUCCCUUGGCAGACAUCUUCAAUCAUAAGCCUCAGCGGCCGGCAGAGGGUGGCUCGGAUGCGGCGUGGCGCCUCUCUGAGGACGGCUCGCGCUUCGAGGUGAGGGCCGUGGAGACUGCCAAGGUGGGUGAGGCAUCGGGGGCCUGA
This is a messenger RNA of Symbiodinium natans, 603 nucleotides long. Lineage: Eukaryota; Dinophyceae; Suessiales; Symbiodiniaceae. The record is from the annotation of a GenBank genome assembly.